This is a messenger RNA of Ascoidea rubescens DSM 1968, 1279 nucleotides long. RefSeq names its product succinate dehydrogenase iron-sulfur protein subunit SDH2 (gene SDH2). Bases 170 to 976 code for a protein of 268 amino acids. The transcript has a single exon. The record is from RefSeq and is a predicted model, not a curated record. Gene Ontology annotation, molecular function: 2 iron, 2 sulfur cluster binding; electron transfer activity. Gene Ontology annotation, biological process: tricarboxylic acid cycle; aerobic respiration; respiratory electron transport chain. Gene Ontology annotation, cellular component: mitochondrial membrane. NCBI's taxonomy places the organism in Eukaryota, Fungi, Ascomycota, Saccharomycetes, Ascoideales, Ascoideaceae.
GCUCUCUCCUGGAUAGUGAUAUUUAUUGAUUACUGCACUUGUUUGCUCUUUUUGUUCUCUUUCUUCUUCUUUCUCCUGCUUCCUCUGCUCUCUAUCCUCUAUAUCUACUCCCACCCACGCCCUUCUUCCUCUACCACUCCAUCUCUGGUCAUUACUAAUCCUCUUCGUCAUGUUUAAAAACCAACUCUUGGGCUUGUCCUCCAAUUCCCACCUCAUCUCCAAAAACAUCUUCAGAAAUUUGGCUACUGUUGCUGACAAACCCGUCGUCUUAAAGACCUUCAAAAUCUACAGAUGGUCUCCCGACACUCCUCAAAUCAAACCCCAGUUGAAGACCUACCAAAUCGACUUGAACCAAUGUGGUCCUAUGAUCUUGGAUGCUCUUUUGAAAAUUAAGAAUGAACAAGACGCUACCCUUACUUUCAGAAGAUCCUGCAGAGAAGGUAUCUGUGGUUCCUGUGCCAUGAACAUUGAGGGCAGAAACACCCUUGCCUGUCUUUGUAGAAUAAAUAAAGACCCCAAAAAGGAAACAAAAAUCUAUCCUUUGCCUCACAUGUUUGUCGUUAGAGAUUUAGUGCCUGAUUUGACCCAUUUCUACAAACAGUAUAAGUCAAUUCAACCUUACUUGCAAAAGAAAAAAGAAAUCCCCGAAGAUGGUAAGGAAAACUUACAAUCAAUCUCCGACAGAAAAAAAUUAGAUGGUUUAUAUGAAUGUAUAUUGUGUGCCUGCUGUUCCACCUCCUGUCCUUCCUAUUGGUGGAAUCAACAAGAAUACCUCGGUCCUGCUGUUCUAAUGCAAGCAUAUAGAUGGUUGAUUGACUCCAGAGACGAAGCCACUCUUGUUAGAAAACAAAUGCUACAAAACUCAAUGUCUCUUUAUAGAUGUCACACCAUCUUGAAUUGCACAAGAACCUGUCCAAAGGGUCUUAAUCCAGGUAAAGCAAUUGCUGAAAUCAAAAAGACCUUAUCCUUUGAUUAAACCAUAAAAACAUCUCACUCAUUCAAUAACCAGUUGUUUUUUUUUGUUUGUUCUUUUUCACUUGUUCUUUAAAUUUUUCUUCUUUAUCUUCUUUAUUUUUUUUUAUUUUAUGUAAUUAUCUUUUUUCUUUUCUCUGUCCUUUUUUUUUUCCUCAUUUAUAUAUCCCAUCUUAUACAAAGUUUAUCUCCAUCUCAUCUGAUCCUCAUUCAAACAUACUAUCUAAUUAUCUCUAUAUUCCUAUUUCUUAUCUUAUAUAAUAUGGUAAAUAAAAUUACAAUCGAUAUUUAAUGCUAUUAUCUCUCC